Messenger RNA from Lepisosteus oculatus (spotted gar), 3749 nucleotides. The record is from RefSeq and is a predicted model, not a curated record. Lineage: Eukaryota; Metazoa; Chordata; Actinopteri; Semionotiformes; Lepisosteidae.
CCCUCUUUCAAGUGGAAAAUGUAAGUGCCGAGAGCUCUGAAAGGACACUAUAAAAAUGAAAAAGAAAGAAACGCAAGAAAUCCUGAUAAAGGGUAGCACAUCUGUGAAUGCCAGUAACGCAAAUGUGAAGGUAGCUAAGCAGUCCUCUUCAGUAGCAUGGGCGAACUCGGAGACUGAUAAAAACAAGCAGACUGCAACACAGCAGCCAGCUGGCGCCCCAGCGGAGAAGCCAGCGAAGGAGGGCGAGAUGUCGGCAGAGGAGAGGCAGACGCAGGGCCGCGUGGAGGACCAGAUCAACAACGAGCACCUCCAGCGCAUUGAACGCAUGUUCCGCGAGGCUGAUACAGACGGGGGCGGAGGCUUGGACAUGGAGGAGUUUCGAGAUGCCAUGAAGAAGAUUAUGGGCGAGGUGGAUGAUGAGGACCUGGACAUCAUCUUCAUGAAAGUGGACACUAACUGUGAUGGCAACGUGGACUGGGAUGAGUACCUGAACUACAUGCUGCUGGAGUACCGGGAGAAGGAUUCCCUUCAGCAGCAGACCAGACCCCUGUACUUCCCCAAGCCACUGAAGAUCAUCCCUGUGGCUCAUUGUGAGGUGAUAGUGCGGCUACAGUUCUAUCCUUUCCAGACACCCCAGGCAGACAAGAAGGAUUCUGGCGAGCAGAGUGGGCUCCCCAAGGCACGGACCCAGCUGGGCCGCUACCUCUCCAUCAGCCGGGAUGGAAUCCUGUACUACUGGAGCGAGAGAUUCAAGCUACUCCGGACUGUCAAUCUGGACACUCUGAGGCGCAGCCAUGCCCAUCCCAUCUGGGUGACCGACAUGAUCUGCCUGAGCAACUUGAACCUGCUGGCCAUCUCCUCCACCGGCCGAGACGUGGAAUUCUACGACAUCAGUGCCAGCAAAUGUGACAUUGUCUUUUCCCUCACUGGGCUGGACAGCUACAUUCUAGUUAUGGACUACUGGUCUGAUGGGAAAAAAGGUGUGUUUUCCAUGGGUGAUGCAGGAGGCAGUAUUUCAGUCUUCAUAUCUUCAGACGUUAUCCGGUAUGGACUCUUCAGCACUCUGAACAGCACCUCUAAAACAGGUGGAAAAUGUCGCAUCCCUACACCAGCUUUGUUUAAAAAUACAUCCAGCAUUUACUUGUGCUUCAGAGUUUCUGCUCUCCACAGUGACUGGUGCUACCAGAUCAGGUUCAUCCCGGAGCUGAACGCUGUCGCCACCUGCUCUGCUACUGACAACAGCGCCAUGGUGCUGACCCUGGUGCCCCACUCCCAGAAGAGCCGAAUUCAUAACUCAGCUUUUCAUCUAAGGAAAGGCAUUUUAUGCUUUGACUAUUCCCCAGAGUUUAAUAUACUUGUGACGGGAGGAUUUGACAGGAUCGUGAGAAUCUGGAACCCCUACGUCACAAACUGCGCCACCUCCCAGAUGAAGGGGCACAUGUCCGCCAUCACCCACAUUGUGGUCAACGGGCGCGACAACAAGAUCAUUAGCAUUUCCAAGGACAAGAAUGUGCGUGUCUGGGACCUGCAGGACUGCGCUUGCCUCCAGAACAUCCACUCUAGAAACAUGCCCUUGGGCAAGUUCCCCAUCUCAAGCAUUCACUACAGCAAGGACACCAACACCCUGGCCCUCUCCACCUUUCAGAUUGGUGUUCUGUAUGGUGCAGUGGAAGAUGUAGAGGCCAGCAACAAAGCAGCCACCUCCCAUGAGCAGUCACUGUGUGCUGCACUCUACAACAGCAACUUCAAACAGGUGGUGAGUGGCUGCCACAGCGGUGUGGUAAGCGUGUGGGACAUCCUCACGGGCGAGAAGGUCAUGCAGUUCGCGGCCUGUCCGGGGAGAGGGGUGGAGGUCACGGCCAUGGCCUUUGACGGACCCAAGAGACGUCUCAUCACCGGCUCCAAGGACGGCUCCCUCAGGCUGUGGAACUUCAACAACGGGGCUUGCCUCUUCGAGCUGCCCAAGCUGCAUGACUCUGAAGUGACUGGGAUUCUGUAUAUCAACCAGAGGAUUUAUGUUUCCAGUUGGAGUAAAAGAGUGGUCUGGUACCUGGAUUCGAAAGAGGAUGAUGAAAUGGAGUAUCGGCAGUGGAACUGCUAUCACUCAGAGGAUAUCUUCUCCAUGGACGCCCACAGCCACAAACUGCUGGUCACCGCUUCCUACAACGGGGACAUCAUUGUGUGGAACAUCGACUCGGGUCAGGCCUUCUGCCGGUUCAACGCCAGCGAGAGCCCCCUGCCCCUCCUGCCCAUCAGGGAGAAGCGACACAGUUCCCAGGAAGUGAGCCCUGUGUCGAACACAACGGACAGUGAUGAUGAAUGGACAAGUAAGGAGAAGAGACCAGCCACCACCUCCACCAUGGAAGAUAUGGAGAAAGAGAUGGAUAUAGAGGAGAAGCUGGACAGACCUAGGCUGGCUGUGGAGAAGGUUCUGUUCCUGCGCACCCGGGAGCGCAGCCCCAACACGGCGAUUCUCCUGACCAGCGCGGCUGACGGCUACGUAUACGCCUGGUCCAUCAGCCACCAGGGGGGGAUGCUGGGAAAGUUCAAAGCAACGCAUGGCAGCGACACCGCUGUCUGCUCCAUGUCCACAGACCUGGAAGACCAGAUGCUUCUCACAGGAGACACGAAGGGCUACAUAAUGAUAUGGGACAUUGAGAAUUACUGCUACUGCAUGGGAGAUGAACAGGAGUCCUGCUGGAGUGAGGAAGAGGAGAGAGGGGGAGGGAAAUGCCUGAGACUAGCUGACCUCAUCCCAAAAUACUGCAGAGUGCAGGGUCCCAGAAGCCUGGUAGUUAAGGAAGAGAAAGAGGUAUGGGGUGGAUGGAACAUCACCCUCGUCCCCCCAAAGCUGCUCAGCUCUUGGAGGUGCCACCUGAAAGCGGUUACUCACCUGGAGUAUGUGGACAGAUUUCAGCUCAUAGUCACGGCCAGCCUGGACUGUAAUGUCCGUCUGUGGAGCAUAGCAGGCAAAUACAUUGGCACCUUUGGCCAAGCUGUGUGGCGUGUGGGUGUGCCCUCUGUCACCCCUGCGGAGUUGCCUGCAGAUCUAAGAAGAGUGGGAUCCUGCCAGACCCUGAGGGUGCUCAACGCGGGCUCUCACCCUCACUGGCACUGUGCCAAGAAACUGGUGGAGAGGCUGGUCAAGCAGAGGCGGCAGCAAUCAGUGAUGAUGACCUUCAAGCUGGCCAACAAGGAUUACAGCUCCAAACUGCAGGAGCUCCUGCCCGCCGACCCCUGCAUCACCGAGUCCAGCCAGGAGCAAAUCGAGGAGACGUGGAGAAAGUGGCAGGUCAAGGGGAAACAGAGAAGCAGUGUACUGGGCAGAGCUUACAAACAGAAGGUCAGGCACCAUCUGCCCAACCUACCCGAUGUCAACACAUCUUUCAGCAGCAGAGAGCAGCUGAGGAUCUACAAGUCCAUGCCCUACUCCUCACUCACCCCAGUCACACAGCCGCCCAUCCCAGCAGUAUUGAGAGAGCAGCAGCUGAAGACCCAGGAGGGCCUCGAGCCCACAGGCAAGCAGAAGCGCCUCAGCAAACGGCAGACUCACCUGCGCUUCACCCCAGCAAACAAAGUCACCAGAAAGAAAUCUCCAGCUGCCAAACCAAACGGGAGCAACAGCGCACCUGCGAAGAAGGCACCGAGUCUGUGAAAGUGCCGCUAAUCUGCGCUCUGGCCUUGCUUAAUAACUGGAAGAAGUAGCAGAAGUUCUCAAGAAUAAGUGAAAUACAAAUUCCCCUUUGAAA